AUGGAGUCAGGAAAUAAGAGUAAUCCCAAAUUAACAAGAGCUCUUUGCUAUGGAAAUGUUAGCAGUGAGCAGGAGAGGUCACCAUCUGUUAUUGUCAUUGGUGGUGGCAUGGCUGGGAUUGCAGCUGCACGAGCACUUCAAGAUGCUUCAAUUCAGGUUGUUCUUUUAGAAUCUAGGGAAAGACUUGGUGGCAGAAUUCACACGGAUUACUCAUUUGGCUUUCCUGUUGACCUGGGAGCAUCAUGGUUGCAUGGAGUUUCCAAAGAGAAUCCACUUGCUUCAGUGAUUGGGAGGCUUGGGCUACCCCUUUACCGGACUAGUGGGGAUAACUCCGUGCUCUAUGAUCAUGAUUUGGAAAGUUAUGCACUUUUUGAUAAGGAUGGGACUCAAGUUCCCCAGGAAUUGGUAACAAAAGUUGGUGAAGUGUUUGAGACAAUUUUACUUGAGACAAAUAAAGUAAGAAAUGAAUUCAUUAAAGACAUGUCCAUACAGCGCGGUCUUUCAAUUGUUUUUGAAAGGAAGCCAGAAUUAAGGCUGGAGGGGCUUGCCCAUAAGGUACUUCAGUGGUAUUUAUGCAGAAUGGAGGGCUGGUUUGCUGCUGAUUCUGAUACAAUUUCACUGAAUGGCUGGGACCAGGAAGUACUUCUCCCCGGUGGUCAUGGUCUUAUGGUCAGGGGCUACUUACCUGUUAUAAAUACCCUAGCCAAGGGUCUUGAUAUUCGCUUAGGGCACAGGGUCACAAAAGUUGUUCGGAGAUAUAACGGAGUAAAAGUGACAGUGGACAAUGGGAAAACAUUUAUUGCUGAUGCUGCUAUUAUUGCUGUCCCUCUUGGUGUCCUUAAAGCAAAUAGGAUAUCAUUUGAGCCAAAGCUCCCAGACUGGAAAGAAGCUGCCAUUGCUGAACUUGGAGUUGGACUCGAAAACAAAAUUAUUCUACAUUUUGAGAAUGUAUUUUGGCCUAAUGUAGAGUUCUUGGGAGUAGUUGCAGAAACAUCUUAUGGAUGUAGUUAUUUCCUCAAUCUCCACAAGGCUGCAAGUCAUCCUGUCCUUGUUUACAUGCCUUCUGGGCGGCUCGCCAAAGACAUUGAAAAAAUGUCUGAUGAAGCAGCUGCUAACUUUGCUUUCAUGCAACUCAAGAAGAUCCUUCCUGAAGCUUCUUCACCGAUUCAGUAUCUUGUGUCUAGGUGGGGCUCGGAUAUAAACUCACUAGGUUCAUAUAGCUAUGAUCAAGUAGGAAAACCACACGAACUGUACGAGAGGCUACGGGUUCCAGUAGAUAACCUUUUCUUUGCUGGGGAAGCAACAAGUAUGAGCUAUCCAGGGUCUGUCCAUGGUGCAUAUUCCACUGGAAUGAUGGCAGCUGAAGAUUGCAGGAUGCGUGUACUUGAGCGAUAUGGAGAAUUGGACUUGUUUCAGCCAGUAAUGGGAGAGAUGGCUUCCUUGACUAUCCCACUUCAGAUAUCUCGUAUGUAA
Vicia faba (fava bean) is the source of this 1473-nucleotide messenger RNA. Lineage: Eukaryota; Viridiplantae; Streptophyta; Magnoliopsida; Fabales; Fabaceae. The record is from the annotation of a GenBank genome assembly.